AAGGAGCUUCCGGCGAUAUUGAAGCCGAGCAAGUCCACUGACCACAGCCUGCCGUCCUCACCGUCAUGGCUUUCCUCUGCAGAAGUGCGGCUUCACUCCUGAAGUCCUCGAGAGCAGCUCCGUCUGUCCUGUCUGCUGUCCGCCACUACAGCCCAGGUGGUCAGUAUGAGUAUAUUUUGGUGGAAAAGCGAGGUGAGAAGAGCGAUGUGGGUUUCAUCCAGUUGAACCGGCCCAAGGCUCUCAACGCGCUGUGUGACGGGCUGAUGAGGGAGGUGGGACAGGCCCUGGAUGUCUUCGAAGCUGACGGCGAUGUCGGAGCGAUCGUCAUCACCGGCAGUGAAAAGGCCUUUGCCGCGGGAGCGGACAUUAAAGAGAUGCAGAAUCGAACUUUCCAGGAGUGUUACGGUGGAAACUUCCUGGCUCAUUGGAAUAAAGUGUCCACAGUGAGGAAGCCUGUGAUUGCCGCUGUCAAUGGAUUUGCUCUCGGUGGAGGCUGUGAGCUGGCGAUGAUGUGUGACAUCAUCUACGCUGGAGAGAAGGCGCAGUUUGGCCAACCAGAGAUCCUGUUGGGGACCAUUCCUGGGGCAGGUGGCACCCAGCGGCUGACCCGGGCGGUGGGCAAAUCCCUGGCUAUGGAGAUGGUACUCACAGGAGACCGAAUUAAUGCACAAAAUGCCCAGCAAUCAGGUUUGGUGAGUAAAAUUUAUCCGGUGGACCAGUUGGUGUCUGAAGCCGUUAAAUGUGGCGAGAAAAUUGCCGCCAACUCCAAACUGGUCUCUGCUAUGGCUAAAGAGGCUGUUAAUGCAGCUUUUGAACUGACUUUGGCUGAGGGUAAUCGUUUGGAAAAGCGCUUAUUCCACUCUACCUUUGCUACCGAUGAUCGUAAAGAAGGCAUGAGCGCAUUUGUUGAGAAGAGGAAGGCCAGUUUCCAGGAUAAUUAGAAAAGAGCAGACCAGGAGCUCGACCAAGAACACUCAUCUGCAAUAACUUGAAUGAUGCAAAAAAAACCUGAUUGUAGUGGAACAAACGAGAUGUUAUCAGGAAUUGGCACUGAGUGAUUGCAGUGAAGCUCUACCUGCUGAGGUUUGAUAUCAAAUGCAUUUGCAGUCUGAACACAUGAGUGCUGGAGUGUUUGUAUGUGAAUACUGUGUGAUAACUCUGCCAGUGUGUAAAAGGUGGAAUUAAUACUUGGACUGACUUUUCAUUUUCACUAUCAAAUGUUUGUCUGCAUUUUGUAGGCGACUUAUUUCUCUGUACAUUUUACAAAUACAUCUCUCAAAUGGUUUUCAGUACAGUAACUGAGGCAUGAACAACAAUACAGGGCAAACAUUUCACCCUCGUCCAGUCACAAGAGGUUCCUCGAAUCCAUCUAUCUUGGAUUACUUUAGUGUUCACGGAGCUCACUCUCUGUUUCUAAAGGCGUUUAGCCUCUUGCAUGGUCAAUAUUUAAAACCGCUCUCUUUGAGGUUUGUCCCCGGUAAAAUAUUAUUGAAAAGCAACUUUUUCAAAAACUUAAGCUGCACAGGGUGUUUAACUGGGACCCAUUCUAGCCUCCAUGUACAUGCUGUCACUAGAUUAUCAGGGUCAACAUGUGUUUAGAUAUACUUAUCUGGCAUUUUACCCUUUUUUUAUUGAUAGAUGGGGUAGAAUGGAACCAGGGGAAAUACAUAGUAUGUGUAAAAACCACUUUACUAUCUGGACAUGCAUGUCAUGUUAAAAAAAAGUUAUAGUAUAAAAGUUGUAUAAUAGGAUGUGAAAAAAGGCAAGACGCACUAUAGUACGUUAUCGUAUUGUAUGUCCAAAAAAGUUAAAAAAAGUUAUGAUGGCCUCUUUGUUUUACCUUAUUAUAUUAUACUUUUCAUGGAAUACUAAACGGACAUAUUUAGGGCAUACUAUACAUUUUCAUUACACUAUAUUAUUUAAUGGAAGUGGCAUUAAAGACAUUAGAAUCUUCCUUUCCACACAUUUCUAAUAUUAGGUGAUACAAAUAAUUGCAUAUAAUUCACAUUGUCACUCAGAAAUGUCCUGGUUUCAGAGGCUGAUCUCUUUUUAAACAAACAUUUCAGUAAAUAAUGUCAGCUACACAUCUGAAACUGGGAAAACCUGACUCAAGUUACAAGUGGAUUCAGUUCACCCAGCAUUCAAUCGAUGUGUCGGCCUUCUUCACAUCACUAGAUGGGGCUCUUCUGUUACUCAAAGGCACAGAAGCUGGUCAGAGGAUGAAUUCAGUGGGAGUGUGGUAGACUCGUACCUGCUAGUAGGUUGGUAUCUGUAAUGUAAACACCUGAGCUCCAGGGCAUUGCUCUGCUCUACAACAUUCAAGUGAACAUGAUUGGUGUUGAAUAAAAGCAGGGGUGAAAUCCAAUGACCUUU
This is a messenger RNA of Anarrhichthys ocellatus (wolf-eel), 2373 nucleotides long. RefSeq names its product enoyl CoA hydratase, short chain, 1, mitochondrial (gene echs1). Gene Ontology annotation, cellular component: mitochondrion. NCBI's taxonomy places the organism in Eukaryota, Metazoa, Chordata, Actinopteri, Perciformes, Anarhichadidae. The record is from RefSeq and is a predicted model, not a curated record. Gene Ontology annotation, biological process: fatty acid beta-oxidation. Gene Ontology annotation, molecular function: catalytic activity. The transcript has 8 exons. The coding region runs from base 66 to 941 and encodes 291 amino acids.